This is a messenger RNA of Vespa mandarinia (Asian giant hornet), 1993 nucleotides long. RefSeq names its product signal recognition particle subunit SRP72-like. The record is from RefSeq and is a predicted model, not a curated record. Gene Ontology annotation, molecular function: ribosome binding; 7S RNA binding; protein binding. NCBI's taxonomy places the organism in Eukaryota, Metazoa, Arthropoda, Insecta, Hymenoptera, Vespidae. Gene Ontology annotation, cellular component: signal recognition particle, endoplasmic reticulum targeting. Gene Ontology annotation, biological process: SRP-dependent cotranslational protein targeting to membrane.
UAUAAAUUAUUAAAAGGUGGACAAUAUGACUUCGAAGGAUAAUAUUUCUGCUUUAUACGCGGAAUUAAAUAAAUUAGGGCAAAAUGGAGAAUAUGAAAGAGCAUUGAAAACUGCUAAUAGAAUUCUAGGCAUUACGCAAGAUGAGGAAGCUGCAUUUCAUUGUAAAGUCAUCUGUUAUAUUCAAUUAUCUAAGUUUAGUGAAGGAUUGCAAUUGAUAACAAAAAAUCAAAAAUUGGCGAUAAAUCUUGACUUUGAGAAAGCUUAUUGUCUCUAUCGUUUAAAUCAGGUAGCAGAAGCUUUGAAGGUAGUCGAGGGUAUACAAAAUCCUUCUUUAAAAGUAAAAGAAUUGAAAGCACAAAUAUUAUAUCGACUUGAAAAAUACGAGGAAUGUUUCACCAUUUACAGAGACAUUAUAAAAAAUUCAGACGAUGAAUAUGCAGACGAGAGAGAAACUAAUCUAGCUGCAGUUCUUGUGAAUUUGACAAUUGAAAAUUCAUCUAUGGAACUUCCAUCAUUGCAAGAGGAUACUUAUGAGUUAACAUAUAAUGCAGCUUGUCAAUUGAUUGCGCUUGGAAAUUUAAAUGAUAAGAGUAUGUUGGUAGAAGCAGAAAAGAAACUGAAAGCAGCAGAAAAAAUGUGUAAGGAAGGUUUAGAAGAGGAUGGAGCCACAGAGGAAGAAAUAGAAAAUGAACUUGGGAUUAUAAGAGUACAACUAGGAUGUUGCUUGCAACUCCUAGGACGUGAGAAAGAAGCUCAAACUUUAUACACAGCUGCUUUGAAAUCAAAACCAAAUGACAUUGCGUUAGUCGCCGUAGCAAGCAAUAAUCUCGUUUGUUUGAACAAAGAUCAAAACGUGUUUGAUAGUAAGAAAAGAAUGAAAAGUGCCACGCACGAAAGUUUGGAGCAUAAGUUGACUUCAAGGCAAAGAAGAACUAUAGCAUACAAUCAAUGUUUAUUAGCCUUAUAUACCGAUCAGGGAGAACAAUGUCAACAAUUGUGUAAUAAACUUGCAAAAGAUCAUCCAGCUUUGGCAGCAGAUGCAAUGUUUGUAAAAGCUAUUCAACUUAGCAAGGAUGGUAAAUCUCAAGAUGCAGCUAAGUUAUUAUUGGAGUAUGCAACUGCUGAAAAGGAAUUGCAAAUGAAACUAGUUGCAGUUCAACUUCUUUUGAGUCAUACCGAAAGAAAAGAGGCCAUUAACAUACUCGAGAAUUUGUCAGAAUCUGAUAGAUCGUUGCCUGGCGUAGUUAGUGCGCUCGUUACUCUUCAUAUGGCAGACAAUAAUAGGGACAGAGCGUCAGCUGCAUUGAAAAAUGCAGUAAAUUAUUAUAAAAAACAUAAGGCAACCACAACAAAUUUAGGCGAUUUAUGGCGACAAGCUGCUGACUUUUAUCUACGUGGUGGAGAAAUUCAGGUUGCUGCAGAUAUAUUGCAGGAAUUAGUAGACUCGUCUCCAUCCGAUACGAAAACUCUGGCACAAUUAGUAGUAGCCUAUGUACAAUUUUGUCCUGCGAAAGCUCACCUUUUGUACAAAAGGUUACCACCGCUACACGAUCUCGCAGAAACGAUAAAUGUCGACGCAUUAGAAAGUAGCAAUUGGGUUAUUGGUACAAAAGUUGUCCGAAAGAAAGUAGAACCUUCUCCUGGUAAACCAAUUGUGGACCAGACAUUAAAGAAACGUAAAACUCGCAAGCGUAAAGGAAAAUUACCGAAGAAUUACGAUCCAAAUGUUCCUCCCGAUCCUGAGAGAUGGUUACCAAGGCACGAACGUAGUAAUUUCAGAAAGAAGCGAGAUAGAAGAAAUCGAGAUGUAGCAAUGAAGGGUACGCAAGGUGUGGCAACUGGUGCAAGUGAUCUAUAUGAUAUUACAAAAAUGCCUGUCAAUACUAAGCCUUCCCCUAAUCCUCGACAUAAUACUACCGUGGAAGUAUCUGGACCACGUCAACAACAACGUAAAGUUCAGCAAAAGAAAAAAAAGAAAGGUGGCAAAUGGUAA